Messenger RNA from Lindgomyces ingoldianus, 1407 nucleotides. RefSeq lists its product as uncharacterized. Lineage: Eukaryota; Fungi; Ascomycota; Dothideomycetes; Pleosporales; Lindgomycetaceae. The transcript is spliced from 10 exons. The coding region runs from base 1 to 1407 and encodes 468 amino acids. The record is from RefSeq and is a predicted model, not a curated record.
AUGUCAAAAAACCGGUCUAAGUCCUGCGGUAUUCGUCCGAAGCGGACGGAAAUGGACAUUGAACUGCUAGUCGAAAGCAACCAGAAGCAUAGGAUAAAAGGGAAGAAUGUGCAUAGUAGCAGUGGAAUUACCUUGCCGCUAAACUGGUUUACCCAUGGUGCAAUCAGGGGUAGAGACAUUGUGUCAUGGGAGGGUUACGUUGCAAUUGGUGAAAGACUUACCCUAGUGCUGAAGCUCACAUUGUGCUCCUGGUUACUAGAACCUACCAAAUGUCUCCCUUUCGCAGUGUCUGUAAUCCCAAUCCAACACCUCAUAUUCUUCACUUCAUUUUGUCAAGUGGCCUUUAAAAUACCAAGUCCUGCUCGCCGUCGUACAACUCAAUAUUUUUGCUUCAUCACUCUUGGAACAAUCACGAACGUCAUCCCCACUGACGCCCACAAUGUAGCUUCAGUCACCCUUCCCAUUACCAUCCUCAUCGCCAUUGGAACAAUCACGAACGUCAUCCCCACUAACGCCCACAAUGUAGCUUCAGUCACCCUUCCCAUUACCAUCCUCAUCCGCCAGGGAGACAUCGUUUUCAUCCUGAACAAGCUUACAACAUUUUGGCAAACGUCUACCAGUAUGGCGGCAACCACGCCGGUUCCUCUCUCGACACUCCUAAGCCUCGAAACCUGCUACAUUUUCCUCCUCCUCUUCGUCCUCCUUUCCCUCACCUCGCUCCCCCAGAUGCAACGAGCGUACCACAUCACUUUCGAAAGGAUGCAGAUAGGCAGCUGUCUUGAUCCUUUAGAUUCUCAGCUUCCUUCACUUACUGUCGUUUCCAUCUCCUACCGUCCCAGUUUCUGGUUUCUUCAGGCCAACAUUCCCUUCCACAUCUCACUUUGGCUCCAUAUUCACCGCGUUCAGGUCAUAGCACUCCAACUCACAACCACGGCUCUGCGGUUAGGAUUUCCAUGCAAAAACACGACCCAAACCUCUUUCCUACGCUUCAGCACCUCCGCACUGUCCUCAAGGUGCCCCUUAGCGACCAUGCCUGUCCUCACUGCCUCGCCGCAGAGUUCCCCGAGGGAUUAUAAUCGCAGAUACCGGCAACUGAACGCAGGGGCUGCGGCCCUGAACUUCCUUGACUGUACUUGCCUCUUUUCUUCGGUCUUGAUUGUUGCUGCAGGUAAGAGAAUUGGCCUUGACUAUCGCUUCCCAUUGGAAAUCAUCUGGUGCGCGACGGAUCCAAUGGCUUGGGGUGUGAAUAUCACGUUUGCUAUCAGGGUCACCAAUCGUGAAGGCAAGAUAUGGAAUGCUAAGAACAGUGGCUGGAUCUGCAUUCGGGCUGGAUGCGGCAUUUGCGGUUGGGAUAUGAAGAACGGGGGUGCUGGCUUACGGCGUGGUGAUCGGUCUGUAGAAGCGUAG